UUUCAAGAUAGCAAUGUUAUUAUUUCUGAUUAUAAUCAAGCCACCCAGUUGAUAUAGUAAGAUCCAUAUCGUGUCGAAUAUUCGUUAAAACGAUAAGGUGAUAAAUUAUCUUGAAAGUAAUAUAUUUUUAUUUUCAUCUUUUGCGCACAGCAUUUUCAAUACUUGUGCAUAAGAGAAAAACGUGAAUAUUUUACGAAUCAACAAUCUUUCGGACACCCCGUAAACAAAACUGACGGCAGAGCCAUCUUACGACGCACUUAAGCAGUAUGAAUUGACAGAAUGAUAUGGUUAUAAUUAUCAUGUUAUAUAUGAGGCGAGUAAUAUCAGGAUCACGUGAACGCACUUGAACAUCCGACGAGGACACAGUCGUCGACUACAUUUAGUGUACUGAUACACCAUACGCAUCAUCGCUGCUCAGUUGAGUGAAAGUCAACUGCGAUGACAGUGGAUGUUAAGGUUCUCGAUGGCGGCUUCUCGACGCAACUCGCUAUGCACGUAAAUGAUACGAUCGACGGUGAUCCAUUGUGGACGAGUAAAUUUCUUUAUUAUAAUCCUGAGGCUAUUUAUAAGACGCAUCUUGACUUUUUGCGUGCCGGUUCCGAUAUUAUCGAGACAAACACGUAUCAAGCCUCGGUGUCGGGCUUCGUACGAUAUUUAAACAAGACCAAAGAAGAAAGUUUGGAGCUCAUAAAGUUAGCCGUUGAUCUCGCUAAGAGAGCUGUGAUACGAUAUAAGGAGGAAGUCAAGGAUCUUGAUGUGUCCAAUCGAGAACCACUCAUUGCAGGCUCAAUUGGCCCCUAUGCAGCUUAUUCGCACGACUGCUCGGAGUAUACUGGCAAGUCGUGUAACAAAUUUGAUUCGAUAGAAUCGAUUAUUGAUUGGCAUAAACCAAGAUUCGAGGCACUGGUCAAUACUAGAGUUGACCUCUUGGCCAUCGAAACAAUUCCAUGUGCUAACGAAGCCAUAGCUUUAACGAAUUUAUUAAAACAAUAUCCAGAUAUAAAAGCUUGGAUAUCGUUCUCUUGUAAAUCUGAUGGAAAAAGUAUAGUGGAUGGGAGCAAUUUUAAAGAAACGGUUUUACAAUGCUACAGAUCAGUAUAUCCUGGCCAAUUAGUCGCAUGCGGUGUUAACUGCCUUACUCCAAAAGCAAUGACACCUCUGUUAAAAACCAUUAGUGAAAAAGAAAUUAAUCAAUUUAUACCUAUGGUUGCUUAUCCAAAUAGCGGAGAAAAAUAUUCAUCUACAAGCUUCACUUGGAUUAAAGAAAGUGAUUUGCAUCCUCCGGAAGAAUUUAUAAAGGAAUGGCUUGAUCUCGGGGUUCGCUAUGUUGGGGGAUGUUGUAGAACUAAUACACAAGAUAUUGAACGAAUUUCAGCAGAAGUAAAAAGUUGGAUGAAAGCCCAUCUUAAUUCAACUUAAUAUCGAAUGUAGUAAUUUUUCUUUUUGUUUCAUAUAAUUUGAUAUGUUAUUUUUUUCAAUUAUUUAAACAAGAACG
Molecule: messenger RNA, 1495 nt
Organism: Ceratosolen solmsi marchali
Lineage: Eukaryota; Metazoa; Arthropoda; Insecta; Hymenoptera; Agaonidae
Product: homocysteine S-methyltransferase 1-like
Exons: 2
Coding region: 439-1419 (326 amino acids)
Biological process (GO): S-methylmethionine cycle
Molecular function (GO): zinc ion binding; S-adenosylmethionine-homocysteine S-methyltransferase activity
Source: RefSeq, a predicted model, not a curated record